Molecule: messenger RNA, 1049 nt
Organism: Lacerta agilis (Sand lizard)
Lineage: Eukaryota; Metazoa; Chordata; Lepidosauria; Squamata; Lacertidae
Gene: ZMAT5
Product: zinc finger matrin-type 5
Exons: 6
Coding region: 176-688 (170 amino acids)
Cellular component (GO): U12-type spliceosomal complex
Molecular function (GO): zinc ion binding
Source: RefSeq, a predicted model, not a curated record
UAGUCUUGUGUGUGCUUUCGUGGGGUUUUAGAAGCCUGCCCCAAACUACAGCUGUUAGUUGGAUAGAGGACUAUAGGUGGAGAUGUUGACUGCGGGGUUCCUCUACCAGGUGUGGGGGGCGAUGCCUGUGAUGUCGUCUGUGUAAAGGAAGAGGUUUCCUUCAGCAAGCGUCUCCAUGGGGAAGCGCUAUUUCUGUGACUACUGCAACCGCUCUUUCCAGGACAACCUCCACAACAGGAAGAAGCACCUAAAUGGGGUUCAGCACCUCCGGGCCAAGAAGGUCUGGUACGAUCUGUUUCGAGAUAAUGCAACCAUCCUGCAGGAGGAGCAGAGUAAGAAGCCGUGUCGGGAAUUCCUGCUGUCGGGACGGUGUGAUUUCGGCCCCAACUGCAGGUUCUCCCACAUGACGGAGGAAGAUCUGGAGCAGCUGAAUGCUCAUGUGCAAGAAGAGAGGAGGGCGAAAGAGCAGCGGCAGGACAAGGCAGUCGUCACGCCUGGCACCAUUGAUGAGUGGCUGGAGAAGAGAGCCAAGCGGCUUGGCACAGCUCAGACCGACAGUCCCCUCUCCGAGGAAGAGUCAGUUUUCCAGUAUCCACCUGGUUGGCCUUCGGUCCAGGAUCUUCCACCUUCCCUGCAGGCUCCGCCACCUGGUGGAUGGCAGGUCCCUCCCAAUCUCCAAUGGGGAUGACUGUGCUGACACAACCAGGACGCCCUUCGGAACACCAGGCGGGUAUCCCUUAUGCUUUUGCUCCCAGUGUUGCGGAGGAAAUACAACAGGAACAGGGAACCUGCGGGCCUCCAGGUGUUGAACUACAGUUCCCAUCCUCCCCAGACGGUGGCCGUGUUGGUUGGUGCUGAUUGGCGCUGGAAUCUUGGGGCGGCGCCACAUCCUUCCCAUCCCUGAUAUAGGAUGUACAUGUAUAUCCUUUCAGCUUUCCUGGUUAUUGACAGGUGUCCUGCUGCUCAAGUUCAUGCAUAUAUAAUGCGGAAAAUGCAAAGGAGAAUCAAAACGAAGUGGACCUAAUUUAACGUAAUGGUUUGAUGAGAAA